GCAUAACCAGGUCCCCCUUUUUCCCAUGCUUCCUGACACUGAUGGAGGCUGCCCCUGGACCUGACUGGCCAACCCCAAGCGUUCCCGAUUCUCCCUUUUACAGCUCUCGCCCCUUCAGUGCCGACGCUAGAGAAAGACUUUACUCCAGGGGCUUCCUCCUCACUGGGGAAUCGCUGGAAAGAGCAAACAAAAAGGCGCUGGUGUAGGCUCCAAAAUAAACAUCUGAAUUCGUGAUGGCAUCGACAGAGGCUCUUAAUGGAUUAAAAGUUUCAAAACAAACAAUAACGCUUUGGAAAAAGGGUUGAAUUCUGCCUGUGCUAUCAGGCAUGACCAUGGAGAAAAGUGGGAACAUACAAUUGGAGAUCCCCGACUUCAGCAACUCUGUUCUGAGCCAUCUCAACCAGCUACGAAUGCAAGGCCGUCUCUGUGAUAUUGUGGUCAAUGUGCAAGGACAAGCUUUUCGGGCUCACAAAGUAGUACUGGCUGCCAGCUCCCCUUAUUUCCGGGAUCACAUGUCCUUGAAUGAAAUGAGUACUGUGUCCAUUUCUGUCAUCAAGAACCCUACUGUUUUUGAACAACUUCUUUCUUUCUGUUACACAGGGCGGAUAUGCCUGCAACUAGCAGAUAUCAUCAGCUACCUAACAGCUGCUAGCUUUCUGCAGAUGCAGCAUAUUAUAGAUAAAUGUACACAGAUCCUAGAGGGCAUUCACUUCAAAAUUAAUGUGGCUGAGGUUGAAGCAGAAUUAAGUCAAACAAGGACAAAGCAUCAAGAGAGACCUCCAGAGUCUCACAGGGUUACACCAAAUCUAAACCGCUCACUUAGUCCACGGCAUAAUGCCUCAAAGGGAAACUGGAGAGGCCAGGUCAGUGCUGUGCUGGAUAUCAGAGAGCUCAGUCCCCCUGAGGAGUCCACCAGUCCUCAGAUAAUUGAACAGGGUUCUGAUGUAGAAGGCCGGGAGCCCAUUCUUCGAAUCAACAGAGCAGGACAGUGGUAUGUGGAAACAGGACUAGCAGACCAGGGGGCCCGGAGUGGUGACGAAGUUAGGGUUCUUGGAGCAGUGCACAUCAAAACUGAAAAUCUAGAAGAGUGGCUUGGACCAGAGAAUCAGCCUUCUGGAGAAGAUGGGAGUAGUGCAGAGGAAGUCACAGCCAUGGUGAUUGACACCACAGGCCAUGGUUCUAUAGGACAGGAAAGUUACACUUUAGGGUCUUCAGGAACCAAGGUAGCUCGGCCAACCAGCAGUGAAGUUGACAGAUUUAGUCCCUCCGGCAGUGUUGUUUCCAUGACAGAGAGACACAGAGCCAGAAGUGAGUCUCCUGGGAGAAUGGAUGAGCCUAAGCAACUUAGCUCCCAGGUAGAAGAGUCAGCAAUGAUGGGAGUAAGCGCCUAUGUAGAGUAUCUCCGAGAACAAGAAGUGUCCGAACGAUGGUUCCGGUAUAAUCCCCGUCUCACCUGCAUCUACUGUGCCAAAUCUUUCAACCAAAAGGGAAGUCUGGACCGCCACAUGCGUCUGCAUAUGGGAAUCACACCAUUUGUCUGCCGCAUGUGUGGAAAAAAGUAUACCCGGAAAGAUCAGUUGGAAUAUCACAUCCGCAAGCACACAGGCAACAAGCCCUUUCACUGUCAUGUUUGUGGCAAAAGUUUCCCCUUCCAGGCCAUCUUGAAUCAGCACUUUCGAAAAAACCACCCUGGUUGUAUACCCCUGGAAGGGCCUCAUAGCAUUUCUCCUGAGACUACUGUCACAUCCCGGCAAGCUGAAGAAGGGUCACCUUCGCACGAAGAAAUAGUUGCUCCUGGAGAAUCUGCCCAGGGCUCAGUUUCUACUACUGGGCCAGAUUGAAACAACGAGGGGGAGGGGGCAAACCCUCUUCCCUUUUGGGCCGUAACCAGCCCCUAUCAGGACCAUGGGUUGGUACUUAGAUUCACAAAAUGCCACGUCACUCUACUAGAUGUUCCCAUGGUUUUGCCAAAUUAGAAGACCAACAUGUGGAAAGCACUAAAGGCUCUUCUCGUUCCCACCUCAUACUUUGGAAAACAAUCAAACAAAUCAGCUUCUAAUUCAGGGAUCAACAGCCUUGGUUUGUUAACUUUAUAAGAAAAAAAAUGUUUUUAAACAAACUGAUCAAUGAAUCAUUUAUCUACCAAUCAUGAUUGAACACCAUACUUAGGUCCAUAUCAUCUUGAUGGGUGAAGUCCCAGAUCUAAAAAAAGCAGCAGGAGCUUUGGCCAAGUGAAGCAGCCUGCCAGAAGAGAGGAAGGCAGUCACAGUGGUGAGAAAGGAGAAUCUUUCCUCCUCCCUGCCAGAGCAUGCAUUUCCAUGUUUAAAGGGGAAAAAAGAUGACUACUGGUGGUUCUUAAUAGUCUAAAAGGUUAGAUUGAUGUUACCCUGGUGAGGCAUCUAAUACUUUGCCUAGUUGUUUCAUGUGAUCAGUUCAAGGUAGCUAACUACCUUGGAGUAGUAUUCAGCAGGCAGAAUCACAUGAAGCACUUGGGGCUUGGAGAAGUAAAAUGAGCCCCUAAGCGUUUACAAUAGGCACUCAUGAGAGCUUGGGAAAGAGGAGCAGGGGAGGAAGUACUUCUGUGCUUUGCAGAUACUGCAUAGCACGGAGCUCAACUGCAACUUCCUGUUCGGUGUUUGUGAACCAUAGUACUUGCGUACACCCUUGGGUGUUACAAAAAUGUUUCUAGUUAUAUGAUUUAACUUGUUAGGCUGACUACCAAAAGUUCAUCCUCUUGAGCUCCUAAGUUUCAUACAACAGCAAUAUUAUACAUCAAAAUGUCACUUUCCAGUGAAAUGAGCUUGGAUUGUAUUUUUAAGUCCGCAGGUCUCCACAUUUGAUAACUUUUAUAUGGGGUUUUUAAACAGUUUUUUUCUGCAAUGUUAUAGUUGAAGAGAGAUUCAACACUAUUGUUCUUAUUGCAACCACUGUUUGAUUUCCUUCAACAUGUUUUAUACUUCAUAUUUUCAGUCCAGUGAAGAACCUCACUUAAGUCUGUGUCUUGGGUCUGCAAAUCUAUACAUAAUUCAUAAACCAAUUAGCAAAUUGCUGGUGACUCCAAGAGCUAUGUUUUUUUUGUUUUGUUUUGUUUUGUUUUUAAAUAAUGCACUACAGGGCACUUCAUCAUGCACAAUCAUGUUGCAAUAAAUGAUCAAGGGAUCAAUUCUUAUCAGGUGUGGUUAUACUAUCAUUCCGAAGAUUUUUAAAACUUCAAGGAGCUUUUUUAAUGAUCUUGAGUUUUCUGAGAUUCUUAACCCAGCUCUGAAAGAAUUUACCAAACACACAGAGCUUUUUAUGCCCACCUUGCAUGCAGAGAGGGGGAGAAGUGUUAAAUGAUACAGGCAAAUGAGUGCCUGCGCUCUACAGUGCAGAUAUAAGUCUCUAGCUUGAGGAAUUUUAAGAGAAUAGUUAAAUGUAUAAUUGUUUUGGUACAGGGAUGUGGAUGAUUCUAAGAGAUUUGGGAGACGGGCUGUUCCUACCUGCACUAGUGAGCCAUUUAUGAGAAUGUGAAGCUUGUGUGCUCCUUCUUUGUGAGCACCCUGGUAUGUGAAAAGGUGGGGGAAAGCUGUUUUUUAAUAAGAAACUGGAAUGCAGAGGGUGGCUUUGCGCAGUCUGAGAAUUGGAUAUACUGUAUCACUAGAGAAAGAUUUUCUCUUCUGAAGAAGUAGAGAAAUUCAUCUUUUAAAGGAGUAUGUGGCACUCCACUUGAAGAGCCUGCCCUUAAAAGCAGCACUGAGCGCUGUCUCAUCUGAUAGUCACAGGCAGGCGUCUUGCUACUUAGUUGGGCAACAGCAUGGUAAAGUGAAAACUGUCUCCUAGAGCCACCUUAGGGACUACUGUGCUCUGGGGCAUCAAAACAGCUGAAGUUGUACGGGAACUUUUUAGUUUGUACUCCAGGUCUUGAGUGGACAGAUGGUAUCAUCACGGACCAGGCAGGCAGUGACUCCCACAGAAGAGGCUGCUUCCGAUGGCUUUGGGUUUUUUGGGGUUUUUUUUUUGUUUUUUUUUUGUUUUUUUAAGCCAACCAAAAAUAUAAGUCUACCCUACUUUUGAAAAGUUACGAUAUAUGCUAAAAGUUGUUUUUUACAUUAAUAGCUUUUUAGGUUAUAUGUGAGGAAAUUGAGCUUUCAACUAUUACCAAGUUAUAAUGGUAAAGUGCAGUAAUUUCUGUAAAAAGAAACUUGGAGCACUUAUCAACACUCCAUCCAAGGUCAGGCACAAGCCCCUUGCAUGGGUGGAGACUGUCAAAUUCAUGUGGGAAUGUUAGGCUUGCUUGGUGGGUUCCCUUCCAUUUUCACUCAUUUCUAAUAAGGUUUUACUGUACUGAUACUGUGAACAGAGUGCUCCGGUCCUAUGACCACAUCAGCACAAUCUUCUUUGCUGGUUCUCUCCUCUAAUUGGCCUAGCCAGAGCCAUGAAAUUCAUGAGACUUGUGGCCAGGCUACCUUAGAAAUAAACUAAAGUUUGCAAAAAUAAUCUUGUGUUUUAGUUAGAAGUAUAUGCCGUUCUGCAUACCCAGGACUCAUACCCAGAUUCACUGUGACAUUGUCCUGCUUCUUUGCUAACAUAGCUGUAGGGUUAGCAGUAGACUAUGUAUAGUAAUGAUUGUUGGUGUGUACAAGACGUACGCUCAUUAAGGAUGUACUAAAUGGACUCUGGCUGAUGCUGAAACUUACUACCAAAUCUUGACUUGCACACGUCACCUUGUGAGGGGAACUACAUUAGCAGUGAGAGCUAACUCAUCAGUAGGUAACGGUAAUGCCAUGAAAUUGUAGUGUUAGGACUAUUAUCAUUCAGUAGCACUUAGCAACAGAGGCUAGCUAUCCAGUAUUCUGAGCAAAAGCAGAGAGUUGGCCACGUGUGUAUCUGUCUUCACUCUAAACAGACUUUUUAUUCUCUCUGAAUUCCGAUACUGGCAUAAACUAUGGCAUUCACAUGGCAGUAUCACUGUAUUUACGCAAAAACGCUCUUCCUAAUGAAUUCUUCUCUUUUUUACUCAGAACCAUAAUUACCUCUAAGCUUAGUUGAAUUUUAUUUUACAUAAAUUCCAAGUGACUCUAUAGUUUGUUUU
This is a messenger RNA of Mus pahari (shrew mouse), 5071 nucleotides long. It is a transcript of the gene Zbtb37, whose product is annotated as zinc finger and BTB domain containing 37. The coding region runs from base 327 to 1841 and encodes 504 amino acids. Gene Ontology annotation, biological process: regulation of transcription by RNA polymerase II. The transcript is spliced from 4 exons. The record is from RefSeq and is a predicted model, not a curated record. Gene Ontology annotation, molecular function: DNA-binding transcription factor activity, RNA polymerase II-specific; RNA polymerase II cis-regulatory region sequence-specific DNA binding; protein binding. NCBI's taxonomy places the organism in Eukaryota, Metazoa, Chordata, Mammalia, Rodentia, Muridae.